AUGCCCUCCCGCGCCACGUCCGACUCCCCCAAGACGGUCGAUACCAGCUCCACCAAGCGGAAACGGCGCUCAGACGCGGAUGCGACGGACAAGCGGACUCGUACCUCUGACCGAUUCCGAGAGCCCAGCAGUACACCACAACGGAGCACCGCAAGGAGUUCCAGCACGCAGACGGUUGAAAGUGCUCUGCCGAUCACCCAGCGCUCGACGGACAUGGGUCCGCCUGUUGUUCGUCGACAGACUGCACGCCGUUCAGCAGGCCGUCUUCCCCCAGGCCCUGGUGCACCGCCAACUGUAACAGCGGCCACAUUGUCCAGGAGCAAUGAACGUCGCCGUUCCACCAUUGAAGUCGAGAUCCCGCGCCGUCCGCCAUCGCGGUCGCGUCCUGCGCUCGUUUCCGACGACUCGGAGUCCGAUAGUGAGCGCGAGGAUCUCGGUGUCGGUACUCCAGGCCCAGGACCGCGUACCAGUCGCAGCCGCGCGACUCGUGGUCGUCAGCUGGAUCCUGUUCCUCAGCCCUCGCCGAGCGCUUUCCACCCGUACCUCCGCGGCCGCCACAGCCAGGCUGAGGCGAUUACGGACUUUCCAAGCUCGUCAAUGACCGGAAGCCCUCCGGCGACCCAGGACCCCGAGAGCCUUGGACCGAGACGAAAGACCAUCAUUGAUGGUGAGGAGGCGUAUGUCAUGUCGGACAGUGAUGGAGACAGCGCAGAUCCCGAUGGUGGUUACCAGUGCCGAUGGGCCGGCUGCUCGCAGGUACUCAAAUCGUCUGCCAACCUCGCCCGUCAUAUCCGCGCCCAUGCCGAUGCGUAUGACCCUCGUCCGUCGGCUGCGCCCCGUACGCCAACCACACCGAAUGACCCGGCCCUGCUGAAGCAAGUCGGGGCACUGGAAGCCGAGCUGAGCAAGCGCAAGGAAGACUUGCGACAGACCAAGGACCUGCUCAAGCAGCGUCUGGACGAAUUUAGGGAGCUCAGGUCUGAUGAGCUUGCUGCUCGAACGGCCAUCACCGAGUUGCAGCGCCAGUUGCGGGUCAGCAAGGAGACGGCCACGAAGCAGGCCGCGGACUUGCAGGCUGAGCUUGAGGUGAACGAGGCUACGGCGUCCGCGGCGUCCGCCAAGCUGGCGACCUUGGAGUCACAGGUCAAAGAGCGUGACCAGAAACUGCUGGCCUUGCAAGCCCAGGUCAAGAUAUUCGAGGAUGCCGAUGCCGAGAUUGCACAGCUGGCCGCCCCAGUUCCUACCGAGGACGGCGAGCCGCCUGUGCCCGAGGUGCACAUCAAGUAUCUCAAGAAACGUCUCAAGCAGACCAACACGUCUCUGAAGCAUACCCAGUCCGAUCUCGACUUCAUCCGCAGCCAGUAUCAGCAGGCGUCAACCAGCGCAGUCCAGGAAGUGGCGCGGGCCAAACAGCUGGACGAGCAAGUGGCGCGCCUCAAGGAGCAGCUCACCCUGGGUCUCAAGCAGCGCGAGCUGCACAACCGCGCCGUGACCGAGCAGUCGAGCGCCGCCUCUAACAGGAGAGAGAUGCAGCUCAAGCUCCUGCUGGAGCAGUCUCGCCGCACCGACGACACGAUCCGUCGCAAAGCUGCUGCUCAGCCACGUCUCGUCAAGGAGAACCGCGAGCUCGAGGCUGCGCUGCACAAGGCGCGCUCCAGCGCCGAUGACUUGAGCAAGCGCAACAACGAGCUGGUCGACCAGAACGCACUCCUGCGUGGCCGUCUAAUGGGCGCAUUCGAGGACCCCGUGCAGGAUUCUGACGACGAGACGGACGACGACCUGCCAAUCUUGCCCUCUGCUCUCCCCGUGCUGGUGCCCGACUUUGUCGACGACGCAAAGGUCACGCCGCCUGCUCAGCUUGUCAACGCGACGCUGGCUGACGGAGGUAUCGAAGCGUUUCGCUGCAAGUGGAGUCUCGGCGGCGACGCCGUCUGUCCGGAAAUCUUCCAUACCCGCGAUGAACUCGAGACGCACGGUAUCGGUCAUAUUCAGAAGCUCGCACUGGACGUCGACGUCUCGCAACCCAUGACCGAACAGCCGGGUCAACAGGACGGAGGAAGCGAGUUGGGAAGCGAGGAUAUCGAAAAACAGGUUGAUUAUGCGCGUCGAUGGGCGGCCCGAGCUCGGCGGGUGGCUGGCUCUGUAGCUGGUGGCGCAGAUGCGCUUGAUUUGCUUCUUUGA
Molecule: messenger RNA, 2181 nt
Organism: Apiotrichum porosum
Lineage: Eukaryota; Fungi; Basidiomycota; Tremellomycetes; Trichosporonales; Trichosporonaceae
Exons: 5
Coding region: 1-2181 (726 amino acids)
Source: RefSeq, a predicted model, not a curated record